Arthroderma uncinatum is the source of this 1425-nucleotide messenger RNA. RefSeq names its product 3-hydroxyisobutyryl-Coenzyme A hydrolase. NCBI's taxonomy places the organism in Eukaryota, Fungi, Ascomycota, Eurotiomycetes, Onygenales, Arthrodermataceae. The record is from RefSeq and is a predicted model, not a curated record. Gene Ontology annotation, biological process: L-valine catabolic process. The coding region runs from base 1 to 1425 and encodes 474 amino acids. Gene Ontology annotation, cellular component: mitochondrion. The transcript is spliced from 3 exons. Gene Ontology annotation, molecular function: 3-hydroxyisobutyryl-CoA hydrolase activity.
AUGCCACUACGGGCCAAGGUCGAGAGCUCAGCGUUCAGCGGAAAGAUGAGAAUGCUCUCUUCCGCAGCUGCUCCGAAGGAAUUCCCAGACGACGACCCGGACGAUGUCCUCUUCUCGAGCCUCCAUGGCGUCAGGUUGAUCGAGCUUAACCGACCAAAGAAGCUGAACUCUCUCAAUGGCUCGAUGGUGCGGAAGAUUCUUCCUAGACUCCAGGAAUGGCAAAAUUCGCACCUUGCCAACGUUGUGAUGAUCGCUGGUGCGGGAACCAAAGCCUUCUGUGCUGGAGGAGAUGUUGCGGAACUGGCACAGCAGAAUACGCAAGGUGUUAGUGGCCAGAAGAAAUCCAGGGAGUUUUUCGGACAGGAAUACCAGCUCGACCAUUACAUUGCGACCUACAGAAAACCCUUCGUUGCGAUUUUGGAUGGCAUCACCAUGGGCGGCGGAGUUGGACUCAGCGUUCACGCGCCGUUUCGGAUAGCUACCGAGCGCACCAUGUUUGCAAUGCCAGAGACCACCAUCGGCUUUUUCCCAGACGUUGGCGGAUCCUUCUUCCUUCCACGCCUUGAUGGAGAGAUUGGAACGUACCUUGCGUUGACUUCGGAGCGCUUGAGUGGCGUGCAGGCAUUUUAUGCAGGCAUUGCAACUCAUUACCUUCCCUCCAGUGCCUUGGGCAGCCUUACCAGUCGACUCUCGGAGUUAGUGUUCCGCGAUAUGGCUCCAUUGAAACGGCGUCUUGACCUCAUCGAACAGACUAUCUCCGAAUAUACCAUCACCCUGCCAACUCUCAAAGAAGAACCAAUGCUCCUGGCUGGUAGCCUCCGUGAAUCCAUAGAUCGAUGCUUCGCUCCGUCGACCGUUGAAGAAAUCGUAUCCGCUCUGCAGGAGGAGACGGUGAACCCGGAAUGGGCAGCAAAAACUCUCAAGACAAUCAGCCAACGGUCUCCCAUUGCUCUCAAGGUCACCCUGCGUCAACUUCGCCUGGGCAAGAAUUGGACUAUUUCCGAGGCAUUCCAGCGAGAAGAUCAAAUUGCUGGACACUUCAUGGCCCACCCUGACUUUGUCGAAGGUGUUUCUGCUAGACUUGUCAAUAAGCCUCCAACAAAGCCUGUCUGGAAGCAUGGAUCACUCGCUGAAGUCACCGACGAGGAUGUGGAUGCAUUCUUCCGCAUCCCAGAGGGCGAAACCCGUCUACCAUUGCUCAGCCAGGAUGGAGAUUACAAGGAGUAUCCUUAUGCCAAAUUUGCUCUGCCUAGAGAACGCGAUAUUACGGAUUAUGUCCGACAACGACAACCAACUCAAGCCCAGGUCGUCGUCGAGGGUAUUAUGGAGAUGUGGGAGGAGAAGCUUGGGGUAAAGGAGAAAGUGAUUGAGGUUUUGAAGCGAAAGACUAAAGAGACAGAAGAGGGGUUGGUAUUGGUUGAGUAG